CCAGCGGACGGGUACAAAUAACCCCAACAGAGGGUCAGACUGCAAACUGAUUUCUUUCACUCGUUAAUAACACGUGCAGCUUCUGUGUUUAAGAGUCUAUAGUGCGCGACAGUGGGGUGUCUCUUAUAAAGCUCGGUUCUACUUUCCCACGCGGAGGAGUGUGUCCCGGAGCUCAGAGAAGUUGCGUGGAGAGAAUAUCACCAGAGACACGGAGCAGAUACACGAUCAUUCAAGGAAUAUUAUCCUCGUCUUUAGAACUCAGAGAAAGAGCGCACAGAAACACACAACUCUUCAUCUGCGCUCCUCAUCUUCCUCCACUCCGUGUUGUCCGGCUUGUAGCGGUGGAGAAUGGCGCAGAAUUUACCCAUCCGCUUCCAGGAGCAUCUGCAGCUGCAGACUCUGGGAGUGAAUGCGGCCAGCAUCAGCUUCAGCUGUUUGACGAUGGAGUCUGACCGCUUCAUCUGUAUCAGAGAGAAGGUGGGCGAACAGAACCAGGUGGUCAUCAUCGACCUGAGCGACCCCACCAACCCGAUCCGACGGCCCAUAACAGCGGACAGCGCCAUCAUGAACCCCGCCAGCAAAGUCAUCGCGCUGAAAGCGGCUCGGACGCUCCAGAUCUUCAACAUGGAGAUGAGGAGCAAAGUUAAAGCUCACACCAUGGCAGAUGAAGUGUUGUUCUGGAAGUGGAUCUCUGUGAACACGAUCGCCUUGGUUACCGACACUGCCGUGUAUCAUUGGAGCAUGGAGGGAGACUCUCAGCCAAUCAAAAUGUUUGAUCGUCACGCCAGUUUGGCAGGAUGUCAGAUUAUCAACUACAGAACAGACGAACAGCAGAAAUGGCUGCUACUCAUAGGAAUAUCAGCACAGCAGAAUCGGGUCGUAGGCAUGAUGCAGUUGUACUCUGUGGAUCGCAAAGUGUCUCAGCCCAUCGAGGGUCACGCCGGAGCGUUUGGACUCUAUAAACUGGAGGGAAACCCAAACACUUCAACACUCUUCUGUUUUGCUGUCAGGGGUCAGGCUGGAGGCAAGCUUCACAUCAUUGAGGUGGGUCAACCUCAGACAGGUAACCAGACGUACACUAAGAAAGCAGUGGAUGUGUUUUUCCCACCUGAAGCGCAAACGGACUUCCCUGUGGCCAUGCAGAUCGGUACUAAACACGGUGUUAUCUACCUCAUCACUAAGUAUGGUUAUUUUCACAUGUAUGAUCUAGAGUCUGGAGUGUGUAUUUACAUGAACCGCAUCAGCGCUGAAACUAUAUUCGUCACGGCCACUCACGAGAGUACAUCUGGAAUCAUCGGAGUCAACAAGAAGGGACAGGUUCUGUCAGUUUGUGUCGAAGAGGAGAACAUAGUGAAUUACGUGACUAGUAUGCUGCAGAAUCCAGAGCUGGCGUUGCGGAUGGCAUUACGCAGCGAUCUUCCCGGAGCUGAAGAGCUCUUCACACACAAAUUUAAUACUCAAUUCUCGCAGGGAAACUACACUGAGGCGGCCAAAAUCGCUGCUUCAGCUCCCAAGGGCAUUUUGCGUACGGCAGAUACCAUCCGCAGGUUCCAGUCCGUCCCGACUCAGGGUGCUCAGGCGUCUCCAUUGCUGCAGUAUUUCGGCGUUCUAUUGGAUCGCGGGCAGCUGAAUAAACUAGAGUCAGUGGAGCUCUGCAGACCCGUGCUACAGCAGGGACGAACACAACUGGUGGAGAAAUGGCUCAAAGGAGAGAAGUUGGAGUGCUCAGAAGAGUUGGGUGAUCUGGUGAAAGCCGCUGACAUCACGCUAGCUCUCAGUGUUUAUCUCAGAGCAAACGUUCCAGUUAAAGUCAUUCAGUGCUUCGCUGAGACUGGACAGUUCCAGAAGAUAGUUCUCUAUGCUAAAAAGAUGGGAUGUUCUCCAGACUGGCUGAUGUUGUUGAGGAGCGUGAUGACAUCUGGACCAGAUCAGGGGCUUCAGUUCGCUCAGAUGUUGGUUCAGGAUGAAGAACCACUGGUCAACAUCAGCCAGGUGGUGGACGUCUUUAUGGAGGGUAAUCUCGUGCAGCAGUGUACUUCAUUCCUAUUGGAUGCUCUGAAGAACAACAGGCAGGAGGAGGGGCCUCUACAGACACGCCUCCUGGAGAUGAAUCUCAUUCACGCCCCUCAGGUAGCAGAUGCAAUUCUGGGUAAUCAGAUGUUCACACACUACGACCGUCCUCACAUUGCUCAGCUGUGUGAGAAAGCUGGUUUACUGCAGAGAGCGCUGGAGCAUUACACCGACCCUUACAACAUCAAACGAGCCAUCGUUCACACACACCUGCUCAAUCCAGAGUGGUUGGUGAAUUUCUUCGGCUCUCUGUCUGUUGGCGACUCUAUCGAGUGUUUACGGGCGAUGUUAGCCGCUAACCUCAGACAAAACCUGCAGCUGAGCGUUCAGGUGGCGUCUAAAUACCACGAGCAGCUCGGAACUCAAACGCUAGUGGAGCUUUUUGAGUCUUUCAAGAGUUACGAGGGUCUGUUUUAUUUUCUGGGCUCCAUCGUGAACUUCAGUCAAGACCCUGAUGUGCAUUUUAAAUACAUUCAGGCGGCGUGUAAGACGGGCCAGAUAAAAGAGGUGGAGCGCAUCUGUAGAGAGAGCAACUGUUACAACGCCGAACGCGUCAAAAGUUUCCUCAAGGAAGCCAAACUUACCGAUCAGCUGCCUCUCAUCAUCGUGUGUGACCGCUUUGAUUUCGUCCAUGAUCUCGUGCUGUACCUGUACCGAAACACCCUGCAGAAAUACAUUGAAAUCUACGUACAGAAGGUAAACCCCAGCCGUCUGCCGGUGGUUGUUGGUGGUCUGUUGGAUGUGGACUGCUCUGAGGACACGAUUAAAACUCUGAUUCUGGCAGUACGAGGAGAAUUCAGCACAGAACAACUGGUGGAGGAAGUCGAGAAAAGAAACAGACUGAAGCUGCUGUUGUCAUGGCUGGAGUCUCGCGUUCAGGAAGGAUGUAAAGAAACUGCUACCCAUAAUGCCCUUGCUAAGAUCUAUAUCGACAGCAACAGUAGUCCUGAGCGUUUUCUCCGAGAGAACAUGCACUACGACAGCGCCACAGUGGGGCGCUACUGUGAGAAGAGAGACCCUCACCUGGCGUAUGUGGCCUAUGAGAGAGGACAGUGUGACAUGGAACUCAUACAGGUGUGCAAUGAAAACUCUUUGUUUAAAAGCGAGUCGCGGUAUCUGGUGAGACGGAAAGAUCCGGAUCUUUGGGCGAGAGUUCUGGAGGAGACCAACCCUUACAGACGCCCCCUGAUAGACCAGGUGGUUCAGACAGCUCUGCCUGAGACGCAAGAUCCAGAGGACGUGUCAGUGACAGUGAAGGCAUUUAUGAUGGCAGAUCUGCCCAAUGAACUCAUAGAACUUCUAGAGAAAAUAGUGCUGGAGAAUUCUAUAUUCAGUGAACACAGAAACCUGCAGAAUCUGCUGAUACUGACAGCGAUAAAAGCGGACCGCACACGAGUUAUGGAAUACAUCAACCGUCUGGACAAUUAUGACGCUCCUGACAUCGCAAACAUCGCUAUUAGCAACGAACUGUAUGAAGAGGCCUUCUCAAUCUUUAAGAAGUUUGAUGUUAACACCUCGGCCAUACAGGUUCUGAUCGAGCAUAUCGGGCAUCUGGACCGGGCGUACGAGUUUGCCGAAAGCUGUGGAGAGGGAGCGGUGUGGAGUCAUCUCGCUCAAGCUCAGCUUCAGAAGGGUCUCGUGAAGGAAGCCAUCGACUCGUAUAUCAAAGCUGGAGAACCUUCUGCAUACAUGGAGGUGGUGGAUGCUGCCAGUAGAAACGGUAACUGGGAAGAUCUGGUGAAGUUUCUUCAAAUGGCAAGAAAGAAAGCCAGAGAGCCGUAUGUAGAGACGGAGCUCAUCUUUGCUUUGGCCAAAACAAAACGUCUCACAGAGUUGGAGGACAUUAUCAACGGCCCAAAUAACACUCAUAUACAACAGGUUGGAGAGCGGUGUUAUGAAGAGGGCAUGUUCGAAGCUGCCCGGCUACUCUUUAAUAACGUGUCUAAUUUUGCUUGUCUGGCAUCCACGCUCGUUCACCUCGGUGAGUUUCAGGCGGCAGUUGACAGCGCGCGCAAAGCUAGCUGCACAGGCACGUGGAAAGAGGUGUGUUUUGCUUGUGUAGAUGGCGAGGAGUUCCGGUUAGCACAGAUCUCUGGACUUCACAUAGUGACUCAUGCUGAUGAACUGGAAGAACUCAUUCACUACUACCAGAAUCGUGGUUAUUCUGAGGAGUUGAUGGCGCUGUUAGAGGCGGCGUUGGGUUUGGAGCGCGCUCACAUGGGCAUGUUCACCGAGUUGGCCAUCCUCUACGCCAAAUACAAACCUCAGAGGAUGCAAGAACAUCUGGAGCUCUUCUGGUCCAGAGUCAACAUCCCCAAAGUGUUACGAGCGGCAGAGCAGGCCCACCUGUGGGCGGAGCUUGUGUUCCUGUACGAUAAAUACGAGGAGUAUGACAACGCCAUCUUGACGAUGAUGUCACACCCUACAGAUGCCUGGAGAGACGCUUCAUUUAAAGAGCUCAUCAGGAAGGUGGUGAAUGUGGAGCUGUAUUAUAAAGCUCUGCAGUUUUAUCUGGAUUAUAAACCGCUGCUGCUCAACGAUCUGCUGUCUGUACUCGCACCUCGACUCGACCACACCAGAGCCGUCAACUACUUCGACAGGGUGAAUCAGUUACGGCUGGUUAAACCAUAUCUCAGAUCAGUACAGAGUCACAAUAACAGAGCUGUGAAUGAAGCAUUAAAUAACCUGCUGACAGAGGAAGAAGACUAUCAGGGUCUGCGAGCGUCUAUAGACGCGUAUGAUAACUUUGAUUCAGUUGGUUUAGCACAGAGACUGGAGACACAUGAGCUUAUAGAGUUUAGACGCAUCGCUGCGUAUCUCUACAAAAAUAACCAGCGCUGGAAUCAAAGCAUUCUGCUCUGCAAGAAAGACAAACUCCACAAGGAUGCGAUGCUGUACGCUGCAGAGUCACAGGACGGUGAUCAGGCUCAGGAACUCUUGCGCUGGUUUAUUGAAGAGGGAAAAUGCGAGUGUUUCGCUGCGUGUCUGUUCAGCUCAUAUGACCUGUUGGCUCCUGAUGUGGUCUUAGAGUUGGCAUGGAAACACGGCCUCAUGGAUUAUGCCAUGCCAUACUUCAUCCAGGUGAUGAGAGAAUACCUGAGCAAGGUGGAUGAGUUAGCCAGACAGGUGAAGGUGGAAAAACUGCAGGAGGCUGAAAACAAGAGAGCGUCUAAAGACGAGACCCCUGAACCCACGUCUAUAGUGUAUGGGCAACAGUUGAUGUCAGCUGGCAGUCAAACACCAGUCUCACCCCAGCCGGGUUUCCAAAGUUACGGAUACACAGCUCCAGGAUUUGCUCCUCCAGUUUACGGCUUCAACAUUUAGACUUGAAUCCCGUUCAUCACUCCCGUCAGGACUUCUGGGAAAUGUGUGCCUGUGAGACAGACACUUGAACGCUGCAUUUGGGACGCAUGAUGAAAGCUGUCUGUCUGCAAACAAAGAGCUAAAUAUGUCUGGUUUACUCCGUAUAUUCCUUUGCUGAGUGAUAUAGUCAGCUGCUCAUUAACUUAUGUUUUAAUUUAAAUUUUAUCAAAACAGAAGGAUAUAGCACUGAUGAUGAGAGGAAACAAGAAGAGAAGAGAGGUAUGACGCUAAACCUAAACUACCAUUUUGGACACACCUACUGAAUUUCUUAUUACCAUUCUUCUUCUGCCCUAAAAGGGUCUGGGCAGCACAAACCGUAAGUUCUGGAGACACCAAAUUUGGCAGGAUGGUCCUAAAUCCCCCCACUAUUUAGAUGCGUGCACACACAGCCCAAUCCGACCCUAGGUGGCGCUAUAAUACAAACUUUUACAUUUUUGCUAAUGUACUUGCAACCAAAUGGGCUAGAAGCAAACAAAACAAAAUGUGUAUCUCCAAUUUCAUUUCCAUCUGUAGUUUUUUCACCAUUUUUAGUUUUCCGAAAACAAAUGGCAAAACGUUGCAUUUCCGAAUAACAAAAAAUGUAUCAAAAGAAUUUUGAUUUGUCAAAUCGUUCAGAGGAUAAAGGUUGAUAAGUGAAACUGGGCCACUGCCAAAAAAGUAAUUGGCUUAUAUCUUCUAAAUUAUUUUACGAAUCAGAAUUAUUUUGAUACAUUUUUGCAUUGAGGUUCUCUAGAUGAUACAUGCACAAUUUUAUGUGAAUCCGACCAACGGUCUAGGAGGAGAUAGGAAAAGUAUUUUUUUCCGCAUAACUCGAAAGAGAAAAUUAAAUCAGAGACAAACGUUUUGUUUCGCUAAUCUUUAUGAGUCUGCAAACACCAUACUUACAAAGAAACUAGAGUAUUAAUGAAAUUACUUCACCGCUGACAGAUUUGUUCUUUGAAAUUUGGUCAUUUUAAUAAUAUUUUUUGACUUUUCCGAACUGUUUGUACCCCGAUAAUUGCCGUUUGUGGCUACAUUUCUUUAUAAUUACUAUUUCCCACAAUUUACAAGAAUAGUAAAGCCAUCAAAACUAUGAAAUACUACCACCCCUGGAGUUCGCUAGUUCGCUAGUUCGAAUCCCAGGGUGUGCUGAGUGACUCCAGCCAGGUCUCCUAAGCAACCAAAUUGGCCCGGUUGCUAGGGAGGGUAGAGUCACAUGGGGUAACCUCCUCGUGGUCGCUAUAAUGUGGUUUGUUCUCCGUGGGGCGCGUGGUGAGUUGAGCGUGGAUGCCGCGGUGGAUGGCGUGAAGCCUCCACACGCGCUAUGUCUCCGUGGCAACGUGCUCAACAAGCCAUGUGAUAAGAUGCACGGGUUGACGGUCUCAGACGCGGAGGCAGCUGGGAUUCGUCCUCCGCCACCCGGACUGAGGCGAAUCACUACGCGACCACGAGGACUUAAAAAAGCACAUUGGGAAUUGGGCAUUCCAAAUUGGGAGAAAAAGGAAAAAAAAACAAAUGACAUAAUGCAAAUAGAAGAAUGUGAACUAUGUAGCGACCAAAAAAUAUUAAACAAAUGAAAACUCUUAAGCCACAUAUUUUAAACGUUUAACUGUUUUAAAAAUCAUGAGAAAUAAAAAUUCAGUCAUGUGUGUCCAGACUUUUGACCGGUAGGGUAAACAACACAAAACACACACUAAAACACACUUCCUGUGUCUGUAGUGUCAUAAAAGGAAAUGACGUCAAACGCUCACUGUUUGACAGAAUGUGAGUCUGAACACUAGUUAGGGUACAAUGCUCUUGUUUCUUUUGUCUCUUCUCUUCCAUGUUUAAUUAUUUGUUUACAUUUAAAGUGCUACGAAAUUUCAGUGGUACGAAGUGAACAACGAGUUUGCGAUAACAUCAUGUCCGCAUGUAAUGAGCACAACAAACGUCUGAUAGGUACAGAUAUUUAACGGUACCCGUGAAGUCUUGACCGUUCACAUAUCAGUAAGUUGAGAGUGUUUGGAAAGUAAUGCAUACAUUAAGUAAACCACUAAUGACAUGAAGCAAGCAUUUAAUAGGUGCAUUUAGUUGUUGCUUUUGCAUGAUUUCUAAAGCUGUUCUGGUGCUGUUCAUCAGCAUUACUGCAAGCCAUAUGCAAUGUCUAUAGUGUAAUGUUGUAGUAAAAAAAUAAAAUAAAUAAAAAAAACGUUUUGACUUACUAAAGGGUGCAAAAAGGUUUCUGGGUGAUACAAAGUGUGAUGACUCCUGAAGUUGAAGAAUCAAUCACAGGUGAGAAUAAAGUUUACAAACAUUAAA
This is a messenger RNA of Myxocyprinus asiaticus (Chinese sucker), 7710 nucleotides long. RefSeq names its product clathrin heavy chain 1-like. The record is from RefSeq and is a predicted model, not a curated record. NCBI's taxonomy places the organism in Eukaryota, Metazoa, Chordata, Actinopteri, Cypriniformes, Catostomidae. The transcript has 33 exons. Gene Ontology annotation, molecular function: structural molecule activity; clathrin light chain binding. The coding region runs from base 349 to 5394 and encodes 1681 amino acids. Gene Ontology annotation, biological process: receptor-mediated endocytosis; intracellular protein transport. Gene Ontology annotation, cellular component: clathrin coat of coated pit; extracellular exosome; clathrin complex.